This is a messenger RNA of Vitis vinifera (wine grape), 885 nucleotides long. RefSeq lists its product as uncharacterized. The coding region runs from base 1 to 885 and encodes 294 amino acids. The transcript has a single exon. The record is from RefSeq and is a predicted model, not a curated record. NCBI's taxonomy places the organism in Eukaryota, Viridiplantae, Streptophyta, Magnoliopsida, Vitales, Vitaceae.
AUGGCCUCAAACAAGCUCCUCGUGCUUGGUUUUAGCGUUUCAGCUCUUUUCUUCUCACCCUUGGGUUUUCUUGCAGUCGUGCAGACACCUCUUUUUUUUGUCUUUCAUCAGCAGUCUGACAUUAUUUAUCUGCUCUUAUAUGUUGAUGAUAUUAUCAUUACUAGCAACGACUCUUCUCUUCUUGAUAGCUUUGCUCGUAAGCUCAAUUAUGAGUUUGCCACCAAGGAUUUAGGCUCUCUCAGCUACUUUCUUGGUCUGGAAGCCACUUCCACUACUGAUGGUCUUUUUAUCAGUCAGUUGAAAUAUGCCCGAGAUAUUCUGACUCGUGCCCAGUUACUUGACAGCAAGCCUAUUCACACUCCUAUGAUUGUCUCUCAGCAUCUGACUAGCGAUGGUCCUGCCUUCUCGGACCCCACUCUCUAUCGAUCCUUAGUUGGCGUCCUUCAGUAUUUAACCAUCACUCGCCCUAACAUUGCUCAUGUUGUCAACUCUGUUAGUCAAUUUCUACAUGCCCCUACUGCGGAUCACUUUCUUGCGGUCAAGCGCAUCUUACGUUAUGUCAAGGACACACUUCACUUUGGUCUUACUUUUCUCCCUUCUGCUGCUCCUGGUGCCCUAGUUGUUUACUUUGACGCUGAUUGGGCCGGUUGUCCCGAUACUUGCCGUUCCACUUUUGGCUACUUUAUUUAUCUUGGCGAUAAUCUGGUUUCUUGGAGUGCUAAAAAGCAACCCACUAUCUCUCAUUCUAGCUGUGAAUCUGAGUAUCGUGCCCUUGCCACUACUGCAACUGAACUCCUUUGGCUCACCCAUCUACUUCAUGAUCUUAAGUCCCCAUUUCACCAAAGCCUAUUCUCCUGUGUGACAACAAAAGUGCGAUCUUCUUAA